AUGGACACAGAAGGUGGAUACGACCACCGGGGUGACAGCCAAGACGAUGCGAUGGGCGGCAUAGAAGGAUCACACACUCCGACCAGACGACACACACAAUCACAGUCUGUUGACUUCACCACCUCACAUCAAGGCUACUCUGCCUCCCCAACGCCAGACCUCGACCAAAAUGGCAGAUAUCCUACCCCACCCACAGCCUUCGCACCCCAGAUCUCUCGACCAAACUCGGGCUUAUCAGGUAACGGCGGCUACAUGCAGUCCUCGUACCAAGAUCAGAACUCCCGCGGCGCAGGCCAAGAUCAGAACCGCAACAAGAACAGCGUUGUGAUUAAGGUCGGCAUGGUAGGAGACGCACAAAUCGGCAAGACAUCGCUGAUGGUGAAAUAUGUCGAGGGCAGCUGGGACGAGGACUACAUCCAAACACUCGGUGUAAACUUCAUGGAGAAGACAAUUUCAAUACGCAACACGGAGAUCACGUUCUCGAUUUGGGACUUGGGAGGACAGCGAGAGUUCGUGAACAUGCUGCCGCUGGUAUGCAAUGACGCGGUGGCUAUCCUAUUCAUGUUCGACUUGACGAGGAAGAGCACGCUGAACAGUAUCAAGGAGUGGUAUCGACAAGGCAGGGGGUUUAACAAGACUGCGAUUCCGUUCCUGGUUGGUACAAAAUAUGACCACUUCGUCAAUUUCCCCAGGGAAGAUCAAGAAGAGAUCUCGAAUCAGGCCCGCAGAUUCGCAAAAGCUAUGCGAGCAAGCCUCAUCUUCAGCAGCACAAGUCACAGCAUAAACGUGCAAAAAAUCUUCAAAAUAGUCCUCUCCAAAGCCUUCGACCUAAAAUGCACAAUCCCCGAAAUCGAGAAUGUCGGCGAACCGCUCCUCCUCUACCAAUCCGUCGGUUAA
Molecule: messenger RNA, 897 nt
Organism: Hyaloscypha bicolor E
Lineage: Eukaryota; Fungi; Ascomycota; Leotiomycetes; Helotiales; Hyaloscyphaceae
Product: septum-promoting GTP-binding protein 1
Exons: 3
Coding region: 1-897 (298 amino acids)
Biological process (GO): regulation of exit from mitosis
Cellular component (GO): spindle pole body
Molecular function (GO): GTPase activity; GTP binding
Source: RefSeq, a predicted model, not a curated record